This is a messenger RNA of Dunckerocampus dactyliophorus (ringed pipefish), 762 nucleotides long. RefSeq names its product glycine N-acyltransferase-like protein 1. The coding region runs from base 1 to 762 and encodes 253 amino acids. Gene Ontology annotation, molecular function: glycine N-acyltransferase activity. Lineage: Eukaryota; Metazoa; Chordata; Actinopteri; Syngnathiformes; Syngnathidae. The transcript has 4 exons. The record is from RefSeq and is a predicted model, not a curated record. Gene Ontology annotation, cellular component: mitochondrion.
AUGAUCAUCUUGAAUGCAUUCAAGGACCUGAUUCUGAUGAAAAAUAUUCUUUCAAGAGAACUGCCACAGUCGAUUAAUGUACUUGGUGGAUUGUUCCAUAUACUGGAUGACAACAUGUUUCAACUGGAGAUGUGUGUUGACUCGUGGCCUACAUUCAGUACUGCCAUCUGUUAUGGUCAAAAACAGGUACAGCUUGAAAGUACUCAUCAUCAAAUCUUAAAGGAAAUGGCUUCUCUCAGAGGACUCCAUCUAAAAGAUAUAUCUGGAUGCUUCCGUACCUUCAUCCACUACAGCCCAGAGACAUUCAGCAGGCCACAGAAGACAUACAAGUACAAAAAAACGACGACAAGUUUGAGCGAAUCCCACGCUGUGCUUGUGGUAAACACCCGGCGUCAUGGAACAAGCAAGGAGUGCAUCAAUCUAGUGAAAGCCUAUAUCAAAUACCUCCCAAACUACUGUGUGGUGGAUGAGAAGGGACAACCUGUGUCUUGGCUGCUGACAGAUGAGUUCAACGAGAUCAGGAUGGCCUACACCCAACCAGAAUAUAGACGGGCUGGUCACUUGCGAGAAUUGUACAGCGCCCUGAUUCAACAAAGGAUUUCUGCAGGUCUGCCUGUCUUUGGAUGCAUCCUUAAAGAGAACCGGGCCUCUCAUAAUGCUGCACUAUCAUUUGGCAUGACUCCUUGUAUAGUGACAUACUUUGUGUUGACCUCUGAUGACUGUGUCAAAGCACACCCCAAUACUGGAAAUCUGCCUGUAUAG